CGCCGGGCGCAUCAACUCAUCCCGAUUCAUUAUGUUCGAUGCUUCCCGACGAAGCACCGCAGAGCGCGGCAGGCAAAACGCCUAUUUAGACCAAAUCAUGCAGGCGGACCAAUAUCAGGGUAACUCAAGGUCGAUCUGAGUGGAUACUACUGGCUCUUUGGCAGAGGAGCCGAUUUCGGUCUGGGAUUCUGCUAGGCGAUCUGGUGAGCUCAGAAACAAGGAGUGAUGUGGAACCUGGAGACGAACGGCUCAUGUACGACUGCCCCGCCUAGAACGCAGUGGUGGUGGACCAAAGCUCGAAGACAAUGACGGAAACAAAAAGAAUAGGGCCAGGAACAGGACACUCUGGGUGGAUCUCAUAAGCCCGUAAGUGUUGUGAUGAAGCUCGGUUUCCCAUACCGCCAGGAAUCCACCCACACCAGACGGAAGGGCCUUGAGCUUCAUGCCAAGAGUGACUUGAUCCUCGCCAUCGCUGUUCUCCCCCUCUAUGAUAAGCGCUCCUUCGCCGAGGUCCGAGCCCAGUGAUCUCUUUGAGCUUGCGCCAAUUUCGCUGGAUGCUUCAGAGCCUGUGCUGUCGGCUGAGACAGAGUCAAUUGUCGAUGUAAUCGACUCUUCGCGCCGUUUCUCAUGACACUCAGAUACUUGAUAGGCUCGCAUGAAAGAAGGCGUGGAUCGGGGCGUUCGUAUGGGAUUAGGCACAGAUACGAUCCGCUUCAGUGCAGGCUGAUCGAAGGGAGAGACGAAGUGCGAGGCGGGAGGCACGAAUUCCGACGCGUUGCGGUAGUCAGGGACAGAGAAGAUAGGAAUCCAGGUCUCAUCGUGAGGUUGUCGAACGGGGGAGGUUUCCGUGACAUUGGAAGCUUUGGUGGCAUAGAUGCUGGAAAAACGACGAAGCCUUGGAUAAACCCUCUGCGACUGGAGUUCAUCACGCUCGAGCAAGGAUGAGCCACAGUCAGAGUCCUUUGAUUCAGUGUUCGAGAUGUUCGAUUGCAUUGGGAGAGGCUGCGGUCCCAGGAGCGAGGGAGAAGAAAAGACGAAGAUAGCGAAGAAGGAAUGUCACGGCGGGAGCGUUCUUGGAUGGAAAGGAGACUCUAGUUCCCCUUCAGGGUGAUUUCCCAGAGGAGUUUUCAGAACUUCGGAUGCAUGUCGAUUCCCCCGAGUCUCAGUCUCAGUUUCCGCGCUCGAAGCCAG
Molecule: messenger RNA, 1191 nt
Organism: Mycena citricolor
Lineage: Eukaryota; Fungi; Basidiomycota; Agaricomycetes; Agaricales; Mycenaceae
Source: the annotation of a GenBank genome assembly